Hylaeus volcanicus is the source of this 10191-nucleotide messenger RNA. RefSeq names its product complexin (gene cpx). The coding region runs from base 379 to 801 and encodes 140 amino acids. Gene Ontology annotation, biological process: neurotransmitter transport; regulation of neurotransmitter secretion; synaptic vesicle exocytosis. The record is from RefSeq and is a predicted model, not a curated record. Lineage: Eukaryota; Metazoa; Arthropoda; Insecta; Hymenoptera; Colletidae. Gene Ontology annotation, molecular function: syntaxin binding. The transcript has 5 exons. Gene Ontology annotation, cellular component: terminal bouton; SNARE complex.
CUCAGUCCACGACCGUUUGCCACGAGACUUCGAUCUCAUCGGUCUCUCCCUGUCUUUCGCUAUCUCUCUACCCUUCUUUUCCCGUUUGGAGGACGGAAAGCAGCUACCACCUCCACCACCACCACCACCACCGACGCCGCCGCCGCCGCCGCCGCCACCGUCGUCGCCGCCACCGACGACCGGGGAGACGCACGUAGUCGAAACGUGAGACUCGUACGGACAUCGUCGUCGUUCUCGCCGGUAGUCCUCGUCGUAGACUGUUUUUCGAGCCAGGCCUUCUUCGGUUGUACUUUGUACUCUUCGAACGUAUCAGGAGUCACCUGAAAUUCGAGGUUCUACGGACGUUUGGCUACCGCACGGUAAGCAGCGAGCACCAAGAUGGCAGCAUUCGUGGCGAAACAGAUGGUCGGAAACAAGCUGAACGCUGUUAAAGGAGCCGUAGGUGGCGAAGGUGGAGACGAAGAUGACAAGGAGAAGGAAGAGGAGGCCGAGAGAGAAAGGCAAGAAGCUAUCAGGGAGGCUGAAGAACGAAGGAAGGAGAAACAUCGUAAAAUGGAGGAGGAACGGGAGAAGAUGCGACAAGAAAUCAGGGACAAGUAUAACAUAAAAAAACGGGAAGAAGUACAGGAACUGACCCAGGAAGAACCAAAUCCUUUGAUGCGUAAGAAAAAAACGCCAGAAGAGUUGGCCGCGGAAGCUGAAGCGGAAGACGAGGAUGAGAUUACCAAAUUCAGGAACACGAUAGACACUCAUAUACAAGAGAUCAAAGAAGCAGUGGAAGCUAGAUGCGACCUUCAAUAAGUCGGCCUGCACCUUCAAAGCGGUCGGUAAGAAGAGUGGCAUCAUGUGUUGCCAGGGCCGCAUCCGCCUCUCAGCCUUUACGAUAUCACGAGGAAGGGAACGAGUGAGACUCGACGCGUUAAACAAGCUAAUGGGAGAAACAACGAUACGAAAAACUAGCAACCUCGUCGCCACCGCCGCCGCCGCCGCCGCCGACACCGCCGCCGCCGACACCGACGCCGACGACGACGCAUCGUGGUCGUCGUCGUCGUCGUCGUCGUCGUUGUCGUUGUCGUUAUCGUUAUCGUUGCGUUGCUCGAGCGUAAAUCGAUUCAAGAUUCCGAUUGAUCAAUCGUCGCUUAAACUCUAAACGAAAGCGACGACACUCGAGACACCGCAAGAAACACCCUUCGUCAUCGUUGGUCUCGAUAAUCGAACAGUCGAUCUCGUUGAGGGUUUUCUACAGUGUACAGAGAAUGAUCUCGAGGAACGAACUCGUCGUUCGGAAAAGCCGAAAAAUAAAUCGAUAUCGACGACGAACAAAAGUACGGAGAAGCUAGCGUGGCUGUCGGGAGAAGAGCUGGCGUGGGCGUCGUCGUCGUCGUCGUCGUCGUCGUUGUUCAUAUCGAGAACGGAUCCACGGUGCUGAAUUAGAGAAUUCAUGGUCGAUAGGGUUUUAUUAGUUGACCGAACGAGUCUUGAAAGAGUGACGAACGAAAAGCCGAGCACGCAAAACAUCAGCCUGUAUAUCGAAAUUGAACAACAUUGGAAAACCAAGAGAAACUUGCGAGUCAGAAACUUCAAUGACACGAUCGGACGACUUUGCAAACUUCAAGCUUCGUAAUUCCGGUCCUCGGAGAUACCCGAUCGAAGCGAAUGAAAAAGGAUCGUGAGAAACCGAGUACCGUCUCGAAUUUUAAGACGUUUAAGAGUUCGUUGACGAAACAAACCGAAUGUGAAUACACGAAUCAGGAAAGAUUCGAACCAAAGGUUUAACAAACGAACACACAUGGAGAACGUUUAGGAAAAAUGGACGACGAUCGACGAAAGCAAAUGCAACCAGAUCAGAUACAACAACGACCGAUGUCCGGCAGAAAACGAAACGGCGAACGAAACGAGACCACGAAUACUACGGGCAUGCAAUAAUUUUGUUUGCACCGUAACUACAAUUCGGGAAAAAAGAAGAACGAGAUCGAGUCUUUUCGAAUAUCGUACGAACGCCAUGAAAUUGGUGAAACGCGAGCAGUCAAAGGGCGCGUGCAUCGUAAUAUAUACAGAUAUAUAAGUAUAGAAAAAAAAGGCGUGAAAAAAGAUAGUAACUAAGUUUUUAGCCAAUUUUCGAAUAGCGGUAAAAUGAGAAAAAAAAGAAACUACCGAUAGCAGAGUUACGUAGUCGCUAGUUCGUUCGACGACUGUUUAAUAACAAAGAGAUAAGACGGGGGAGUCAUUAAUAUUAUCAUUGCAGUUAUUACUUAUUCACAUAGUUUAUUACUACGGUCAUUGUUCUUAUUAUUGUUAUCAUUGAAUGUUUGUAUUUAGAAAAGAAAAAGAAAACAAGGUAGUUAUAACAAGGAUCGAGGGCCAGGAGAAACUAGCGUCAAGAGACUGAGAGGCAAUAGGAAAAAAAACGGCCACAGUUUGGCCAAUAAAGAGAACGAGAUACCGGAAGAAUAAAAAUAACCGGCGGCCCUUGCUCUCCCUUCCGUCCAAAAAUUUGAAUUUUUUUCCUCAGACGUAGCUCGACCGCGAUAUAGCGAGACGCGUAACACCUGAGCAUUUCUUAGAAACACUUUAGUUAGGGUACGUUAAUAAAAAGCGAACAAGAAUUAUACGUCUACGAGAAAAAAAAAUAUCGACGAAAGAAAAACAUGUUACUCGACACUAUCGUGCGCGUCGUUAGAAAAAUAAACUCAACGACCAGAUCGAACAGAACUGAUUUUCGCGUUUAAAUCCAAAAAUAAGAUAAACAAAAUGCCUUUCUUUCACGUUUAUACGAUGCGUUUCUAUCGAGUGUUAUAAUUAUACAAGUAGGUUAAUCGGAUUAGCGAACGGAAAAAAAAAGAAACAAAAAAAAACAACGUACUUACGCGUUUGUUCGUGAACGAUAGUUUGGAAAGGACAAGGUCUACGGAACUUGUACGGUUCGAUCGGUUCUUGCGAAAGAACUUUCAGGUGUUACCAAUGGACACGAUCGAGCGAUAUAUAUACAUAUAUAUAUAUAUAUAUCCUUUCUUGGAACGAUCCACCGGUUUCGCCGUGUUUGUUCGCCGAUGGUGGUCAAAACAGUUUGGCGUGAACGAGGGUGGACGGGAUGGACAGAGCAUCGACUGCCGGCAAACAACGCAAGCUUUAUACAUAUAAGAAAAGAAGAAAAGAAGUAAGAAAUCUAAAAGAAGAUGGCAAGUAAUAAUUUGAUCGGACAAUAGCGUUUCGUUGAAAACGUUUUCACGCCCUUGAUACGUAACAUGUACGUUUCGAAGAGACUGAUUGUGAGAACAAUUCCUUGAUAAUAAAUAAAAAAACGUGCGCGGUGGUAUCGAUCCGAUUUGGUAUACGUAUAAAGCGAAAUGAAUCUGCGAUGGACGCGGAAGGCAUAAACCUGUUUUUUUAUACAAACAAGAGGAAGGUACGAAUUGAUAAGAAACGAUACGAUCCUUUUUUGUUCGAUAUCGUUCCUCGUUCCUCGUUCUCGAUAGUGAUCUAUUCUUAUAUCUUCUCGACCAUCAUCGAACCUUCGCGAAUCUCUUUCGAACGAUUCAGAGCUUUUAAGGUAACGGCUAUACUCUCCGAUUUCUUUGUCACACUUGAGAUUUUCUUAACACGCGUUCCGCACAUCAUACUCGACUAUUCGGAAUAUUCAUCGACGGCUUAUCCUGCCAGUUCCGAAACAAGAUGAUCGCGACACGAAAGAAAAAUAAAACGAAGAAUAACUUUGAAAAGCUCUCUCGUUACUUCGAGUUAACUAAAUUACGUGAGUAUCGCGACCCGAUUCGCAUAAAAUACAACCGAAAAAUGAAACGUCGGAAGGCCUUUUAUCCAGUAAACGUUUCGCUGUGCCGACGCUCUACAGACGCAUGUCAGCUUUCUAUGUGUCUCUCUUCUUGUUUCUCAAUUUUCUCUUGUCGAUUUGCGCGAUUCCGCAAGGAACGCUACACGGUGAACCGCAUUGUCUAAAUUCGACGACGAAUUCAUCACAUGUUGCCAUCUGAAAUCUCGCACAAUUGACGAAACGAUAUAGUUACUCGAUACCGUUAAACGUUUCCCAACCCCAAACUAUGCAACGUUUCGCUAUUUUCUCGUAUAAACCCAGACCACCUCGACCAUAAUUAUCUCUGAACGAACAACCACGAGGACCGUUCGAGAGACCAUGGAUUAUUUCUCGGCCAUCGGAUACUCUCUAGGAGACCGGGAGAACGGGAGAACCAACUUGUAUGUACGUUCCUAGAGGAAAUUCGAAGAAAAGCUUCUUUCAGUUUCCCAGACUUUUCACUUUCGACAAUUCGUUUUCUCCAUCCCACUCGUACAACCGACGCCGUAAAAUAUCUCUCGGUGGCUGUAUGUACAUAGAAAACAAACCAAAAACUUUUACAACGUCUCGAGUCCUCGACUUUAUAUCCCUGAAACUUUCAACCAAGACUCGAUCGAUCGCAGACACUUGGUUUUAUGCCGUUGAAUAACCUUUAUUUUUACUUUAAUCGUACGUUUACUUUCUCUAUCGUUCCCAUAAUAGAGAAAGAACAUGGAACGUUGAUCGAGAAAACGUUGCAGUUCUAAAACUAUUUCGAUAUUUGUGUGUUUCUUUGCGGAGUUUCACAACCCUGCAAAAUAACGAGCAAAUAAUUUAUGAAUAGCGCGUCUCUCUCUCUCUCUCUCUCUCUCUCUCUCUCUCUCUCUCUCAUCAUACCCUAACUUACUCUAUUACUCUCUGAACGAUACUUGAAAAGUAUCACCACCCUUACAACUCAACUAUACCCUUCCUUCCUUAUCCAGCGUUCCAUACUAAUCCAAUCCAAUCCAAUCUAAGAAAUUUCCUCAAAAAUUUAGCUUCUCCUGUACAAUCUAAUCGAUACACACUUCAAGUCAAUUACUGAAUAAUUAACCCAAAGAUAUGAAUAUAUACAUAUACAUAUACAGAGGGUGUGGCAGGACGGGCGGUAGAACCGAGAAGACGCUGAUUCUACGUGUAAAAGUAAAGAAAACAAAGAAAAAAGGAUGAAAUUUUAGCGUAAUAAGCCAAGAUUUGUAGACAAUUGAGUUCAAGUUGUGUCGCAAACAAAUACAUUCGACUAUAUCCGAGCUAUACUUAUUUACAAUUUCACCAAUUUAUAUUUACAUUAUCGAGGAAAUUGGUAAAAGCAAUGUUUUCCUGGACGCAUCCCCUACUCGGUUGUAUCACCCGUCCAGAUACACCUUGUAUAUACGAGUACACGUUAUAUAUAUAUAUAAAUAUUGAUCCUAGUGAGAAUACAAACUCGUACAUUUUUGUUUCUUGUCAAGUUUUCGAUAUAAAUAUAAACGUAUACAUAACUUGUAACGAAGCGCGAGUGCAAGAGUUGGUGAAUAGAUGCUUCGAAGGAACGUUGAAAAUUCAAACGAUCGGAUACAGGUGUCAUUUUCGAAAGCGAUUUCUCUCUCACUGUUGCUACUAAUAGAAGGAAAGCGUCCGACUCGACAUCAAACUAUUCCGUCAACUUCGAACUUCGACCACGUAACUAUCUAGCAGGCAGCUUACUACUUUCUCUCGUCUUUUGAUCGUAGCAACUUUCUCUCUUUCGAUAUCCCUGUUCGGUGUGAUCCUAUGCUCGAUGUUGUCUAUUUAAAAUCACCAGUUACUUAAUCGACGCACGUAUAUGCGUGCUAAAAGGAUAAAAUGCAAGAAAAAAAAAAACUAAGAAAUACUUUGCUAUCGUCCCUACUAUUAUCGAUGAUUAAUGUCAUGUGUCGUUGUUGCUUCUCGAUGCGAUCAGCAUGAAUAUUGGUCGUCGCGUUGUCUAGUCGAUGUUAACGUUACCACGCGAAUAGUCCGAUUUCGUUUCUUUUCUCUUACGUUUCAUAUCGUAACGUAUGAGCGCUACACGCAAAUUCUAGCUUCGCGUACCUUUGCUACCUCUAUACGUCCAUCGAAACGUCGUUAACGACCGGCGCGGUUUACCACAGUUUCUUUGCUGCGAGUUCUUGUAAAAACCAACGAAUCGUUCGGUUCGGUUCGGUUUCAUUCGAUUAAACAUCAUUUUCACGGCGAAUUAUUUAACGCAAGGUUGAUAAUUCGUCGAAUUUGGGUAAGCAGGCCAAUCGCCGACGAUUUUUCAUUGCCACGAGCACAAGAAAAACCAUCGAUCUAUCCGCGAAUAGUCACGAGUACGCGUGCAAAACUAAACAGAUAUCUUUCGAGGCAGGCGAUGCGAUGCGAUGCGAUACAAUGCGACGAUAAAUAAAUCGUCUCUUUAAAACAGCUAAUUGGAAAUUCCGCAGCGAGGAGAAAUGAGAAUGUUUCGAUUCGUUGAAAAUCGACGAGCGUCGAUCGCGUAAAUACUCUCGAGACUCGAUACUAUCUCUUGUUGGAGGUAACGUGUGCGAUCCGUCUGUCCUCGAGCUCCUUAAUUCUCUGUUUAAAACAUAGUCCAACUUGGACCUUUGCACAAGCGUCUCAAGUUAAAGGAUUCUAGGCGACUUAUCGCGCUAUUCCUUCGCUUCCUUUCCCUAAAGCCACCCUAAGCCUGUACACGGCACGUGGCAAGUGAUACAAACAAAUAUACUUAAAUCUACUUAAUUCGUGUUUCAUAGACUUUAAUCCGGGGGGAUUAAAAACGUAAGAAAAGAAAUUGAAAAAAAAAAUUAAGAGAAUUGAAAAAAAUAUAUCGCGACACGUGUCUCGUUUCGAGGAGUCGUCGAAGAAAUUGCCGUAAAGAAAAGAAUCGAGUAAAGGGAUUCCCUCUCGACGUUAAAAUCUCGGUCAAUUUACUCGAAUUACGAAUGCGAAUGGCGAUCGUUUUAUUUGUGAUCACUCGGCUCGAAAACGGUACAAGUACAACAACUGACUCGUCGUCGCAACGAGACACGCGUCCACGUAUCGUAUAUAAAGAGUAUUUACCGGACCUUGCUUAGGUAUUUAAUUAUCGGAGACGAGCACUUAAAGAGACAAAAAAUACGCGAAUAAUAUAACCGCGUUAGUUACGAAAUGCGCCGAAACGUUAAGAUUUAACGACAGAGACGUAACGUUUUCUUCUCCGUGUACAUAAUCUCGCGUAUUACCCGGAAUCCCGCGUGUAACGUAAGAAAAAAUUGGGAAAAUAUGAAAUCGCGAAAUGUAAUCGUAUUUCCCAGAGCCUCGAAGAACCUUUGCCUCCCGAGUGUGUUCAAUUUUAAUUUGACUCUAUCAAAGAGUGGUUGGUUAAUCGACUGGAAGGCUGGAAUACGGCACGGCACGGUACGCAACAGUUCUUCGAGCAUCCAGAAAAGGGAGGCUAUACCGGGGUCGUGGUGAUUCGUUAAAGGAGAAAACCGACUCGACUUAUUCAGAGACAACGACACAACGCAUUAUAAAGUAAUAAUUGGUAACUUAACGUUACAAAUCGACAUACCGUUGUUAAUACUCUGUUAGGGUUCGCGGCCGAUGAUCUGGACGACGAUCGUGUUGCACGAUGCGCGCGUUCUCGAUGCACGUAGAUACAUAUGUACAAACUAAACGCGUACACGCGUAUCGUGCGAGACAACAAAACAGAUUAGACGUUAAGCGAGUGAACGGCCGGUUAAACGAAACAUUUAACAAAAACAAAAAGAGGACAAAAAUGGUAAAUGUAAACGCAGUAAAAUCACAAUGUUAAGUAAGUAGACGUUAGCUUUGUAUACAAGAGAGUGCCGAGAAAAAACAAGACAAUUAAGGGGAAAAGAAAGGAGGAGCUUCGAUACGAUUGGCGAGAGUUCCGAAACCGAAUGAAACACGAGUAACGGUUCCAUCAGCAGCUGCCAUUCGGCGAGAUAAACAUCUUUUCGAGCGGACUUGUGCGAUUUUUUGGAUUUAAACGGUUUCGCGAAUACAUUUCGCUGUCGCUCGAACCACCCUACCUUUAUACACGUAUGAUAUUUUUAUUUCUCGCUUCGAUUUCAAACUUGUCUUCUUUUCAAGAAAUUUCAUAUUCCUUCGAUUUACCAUGGGAAUUCCAUCCUGGAUUUGCUCCAGUUUGAUGAAAUGUUUUCAAAUAAUAUAAAUACAUUCCAGAAAUAUUAUGAAAUUACAACGGUAACACGUCUCGUUGUAGCGUAAAAUUGCAACGAAUGUUACUCGCAGUUGUUUUGUUCUUUCUGGGAAAAUUCGGACGACAGUGUGAUCAUCGCGUUACGAGUUACGAGUUACGAGUUACGAUUUCACAAGGUGCUGCUUGGACCUUAUAGUUGUACCGUGCCCGGUAUCUUUGCGAAUUCGUUCAACCGAGAAGCAAUAUUCUAGAUGCCUAUAAUUUAUUACUAUUGUACGUUGUACGUGUCUUUUACGACAAACAAGACAAGAGAGAAAAAUUAGAAACACGUAUAAACACCCACACAUCAAACAUUAUAUACCUAUUUAAGAACCAAACCGAAACCGAAACCGAAACCGAAACCGAAACCGAAACCGACACCGACACUUGACAAGUACACACUACAAACGAAACAUCGACGCGAUACUUUUCGGCGUUUCUUCUGACGGUUAUUAAAAAAAGCUACGGCUUUGCGUUCGAUGCUGUACGCGUGAGCAUCGUUCGCGCGUCGAUUUCCAUGUGAUUUUCUAUCUCGAUGUUCAAAGACACGACGCGUGCUGCAAGCAACGACCAAUUAUUCUAAUCGUUACCAAUUAGGAUUUCGCAAAAGCCGAAAUAUCUUGCGAAAGAUUCGAAAUACAAGGAAACGGUAUAAAACGAAGUAAAAAGACGACGACGUUUGUUAACAAAAAAUGGAGUUUGGACGUAACGAAAAUUGCAAGGAAAAAGGAAAGACGUAGGCGAUCUUUCGAAUUCCCAAAAAUCGCACGAAGCUUGCUCGACGGAUACAGAAAGUAAAUUUUUUUUAGGAAACGGAUGACACCAAAAGAGAGAAGAACAAAUCUCUUGUGCGAAGUAGCGCGCGUAGUGGCUAAGUAACCGGAACACGAAUGUGUUUGUUGUUAAGCGUAAUAUAGUAUGUAGCAUUUGAAGAGAUGAUACAAGUAACGUCAGACGGAUCGAUAACAACAAUAAUGAUGAUGAUGAUGAUGAUGAUGAUGAUGAUGAUGAUGAUGAUGAUUAUGAUGACGAUACUAUAUUGUUGUUAGAUUAUGUAUAAUGUAUAUAUACAUAUUUAUAUGCGCGCGUAUAUACACGUACGUACACACUCGUACACACGCAUCCAUAGAUUGAUAUAAAAAUGAAAUAACCUAAAUGUUAUCCAACCACUUGUUUACACUUACACGAACAUAAACACACACGACGCAACAAAAAUUUAACCAUUUAUUUAGCAAAGAAAACGGCAAUUGUGCUAACGAGUAUCUUUCGGUAAUCGUUCAGAUGAAAUAUCGUUUUUGUUUAAAAAUGUUAACUUUAGCGUAACGAUGUCGAACACGGUAACGAUCGAUAUCGUAACGUGACGAAAUUCGAAUUGUUCGUAUGGUUUGCUCUUGUCGAGUAUGUAACGCUGAUACACCUGCAAAUACAAAAUACAAUUUUACACACAGGUAACGAAUACGACACGAUACGACACGACACGACACGACACGACACGACACGACACGACACGACACGACACGACACGACACAACACAAAACGACAUAUGAUUUUCGUAGCUGUGCCCGUCAAUAGACCAAGACAAACCCAUCACUGGGCAUGCUCUUGAUUCUUGGGAACGCGUAAAAAAUGCAUAGAGUUCUUCUUUCUUUAUUCGUCGCUCCUCUCGACACUUGAAACGACGAAAACGCGAGUCGCGUUUUCAGACGAUUUUCAUCGACGAAGAAACGCGAAUAUUUUGAAAUUCGUCGUUCGAAGCGUCAAGAGGAUGGAAAGGAGUGGCGAUCGACAUGACACGGAUUCAUAGAUCGAACGAAACGAUAACGAAGCUGGGACGAACUCGAAAGAAGAAAAUGCGAAUGAGAAGAAUAAUCGAGCUUUCCUCUUUUUACGUUGUACGUCGUACAUUGUACGAAGGAUUCGCGAUGUUUUUUUGGGGCUUUCACAGCGGGAGAAAAGUUACAACACCACAACAACAAAAAUAUCGAAGAAAAGGCGAAAAAUAAAAAGAAAAAAUAAAGGACGAUUUUUAGGGGCACGCCUCGUCGUUAUAGCUCUUAAUACCGAUAGUAAUAUUACGAGUAAUAAUAAACAAAAGUGAAUUAACCAGAAUAUGCGUUUAUGUUAUUUAGUUCUAAAAAUUGGAAAAAAUGUAAUAAAAGUCAAUCGUGUUACCAA